AUGGCCGUUAUUAACAACGAUAGCUCUGUGUUCCAGAGAAUUCCCAAUGAACUGGCCAAUAGCAUUUUUGACUUUCUCCCCAAUCGCGACAUUAAGAACCUGCGUCUAAUAUGCCGCUAUCUCGAUCGUCAUGUGCCCUUACGGUUCAAUCGCGUUUUUAUUUCUGCAAAUCCACUUGAUGUUAAAGUCUUCCUUGCAAUCGCAAACCAUGAUACCUUCAGAAAGCAGGUCAAGGAACUCAUCUGGGACGCUACUCUUCAAUCCCCGCGAAGUUGUGGGAAUGAUUCGGAUGACGACUAUGGAUCUGAUGAAGACAGUUCCGAUGACAACGAUUACCAAGGUCAGUCAAGGUUCCAACGAGGCUGCAGGGAAGCAAUCGAAGACGCGGAGUCGCGGCUCGUGGAUAAAGCGGAUGGUAAUGAGCAGCAAAGCUUGCUUGACAACCUUAUGACAUCAGGCAGAGCACUUUCGUACUACGAGCGACUUGUUGAGGAACAGGCUGAUGUUCUGGAAACCCGAGCUGAUGAGGAGGCCGUUUGA
Fusarium coffeatum is the source of this 540-nucleotide messenger RNA. RefSeq lists its product as uncharacterized. Lineage: Eukaryota; Fungi; Ascomycota; Sordariomycetes; Hypocreales; Nectriaceae. The record is from RefSeq and is a predicted model, not a curated record. The transcript has a single exon. Bases 1 to 540 code for a protein of 179 amino acids. Gene Ontology annotation, molecular function: protein binding.